Molecule: messenger RNA, 2166 nt
Organism: Scylla paramamosain (green mud crab)
Lineage: Eukaryota; Metazoa; Arthropoda; Malacostraca; Decapoda; Portunidae
Gene: wus
Product: dnaJ homolog subfamily C member 22-like
Exons: 11
Coding region: 1-1383 (460 amino acids)
Cellular component (GO): membrane
Source: RefSeq, a predicted model, not a curated record
AUGUGUGACAUGGGAGAGGAUGAGGCGGUGGAACAUGUGGUGCUGAAGUGUGUGAAGUAUGCCAGACAGGAGAGAGAUGACGCAAGUGUUUGCCAAGCUAAGUGUGGGGUUAUUGGUCAGGAAAGCAGCAGUGUGCUGGCCGAUCAUGGAGGGACAGAGAAAGCGGCCGUUUUCCGCUUAAACAUCACCUGUGCUGACAGUCUGCAAUAUGCUCCCCUUGUGUUACGCUACAACGCUAGUCGCCCAUUGCUGCCACUACAUGACUGCAUCCUGAAGCAUGCAGUGAGGAUUGUGUGUCCUGGCAGUCUGAGACAACCUGUCAAAAAAGCUACUAAAAGUAUCUGGAUUGCCUAUAUAUGCUGGUUGCUGGGAGGAUGGUGCAGCCUGCACUUGCUUUACCUGAGACGGGACCGCCAGGCAUUGAUUUGGUACACAACUUUUUUUGGCUUUGCUGGAGUUGGAAUAGUACGGGAUUUCUUCCGCAUUCCUGAAUACGUCCGAGAUAUUAAUGAAAGCAAUCAGUAUGUUGAACAAUUAACAUCAAAGAUGAAGAAGUACAGCAAGCCUCCCUUCAGCCUGGUCCGAUUUGUUGGCCAGAUACUGACAGGGAAUUCAUGGAGCUUCCUUUUAGGGGCUGCAGUGCCCAGGGAGCCAAUAUUUGGUGUGUCCCUGGUGCCACUUGUUCAUCUGGCUCCUGUAGGAGCAGCUUUAGCGGUGUGGAUCAUUGGAAACAUAGGAAGGGAGCAAGGGAGCUUAAAAUGGGCCAUGAUUGGUGCUUUGGGAGUUGUUCCCAUCUCCUUCAUCCACCCACCUGUUACUAACUUCAGUGCAGUCACCUCUACAGUACUCUUCAAUUGGAAAGGAAAAAAAUGGCUAAGAACACCUUACCCAAAAACUCACAUCUGCAAGCGUUUGGCAACCUUGCUCAUGUGUGGACUUGUAUUUACAAGUCUAUGGGCAUCUCAUUUCUACUUCAAUGCCACAGUCACAGACAAAAAUGGAGAAGAAAUCAAGAUGAGAGAUGCUGCUAAAAAUUUCAUAAACUCUCCAAUGUUCCUGGAGUUUAAGAGAAACCUGGGAGUGCUUUACAGCAACAUCUUAGAAUAUGGCUGGAAGACUGCUUGGACUAACUUUAUCGAGCUCCUUGAUCCACAAGGGGAAAUGCAUGCUUUGAAGGUGUUAGGCUUGAAGAAAGGAGCCAGCCAAGAAGAAAUUAAAUCUGCUUACAAAGAACUGGCUCGAGAAUGGCAUCCAGACAAGCACAGAGAAAAGAAGGAAGAAGCUAAUGCCAGAUUUGUGGAAAUCCAGGCCGCAUAUGAAAGACUGUCUGCCAUUAAGAAUCAACGGAAAUUGAGGAACAAGCUGGAAGAAGAGAGACAGUAACAAGCUUUGCACCACAACAGGGUUUUGAUUUAUGCUUACACAUGUGCAAAAAAACACACUUUUUAUACGAUAGUUUGAUUCAAUAAUGGGAUAUGAAAAAAAAGAUAUAUAAAUAGAUGCUUUAAUUGCAUGGAGUCUGAGACUUGCUCAGAAGCAACAGACUCUUAGCUCUAUAUCUCUAUAAGAACUAAAUAAAUAAACCAGAUUGGUUUCAAUGAUAAAUUUUCACUAAACAUUAUAAAUGAAGAGAUGAUACAUCUGUGGUAUGGUGAAUUUAGCACACUGAAUUAAUAAGAAAAAUACUCAUUGUAUUUGAAAGGAUAUUGGAUGCACAUUGCAGUUCAGGUUAUAUAUUAUGCAAUCAUGUACAUGAUAAUGUACUCAGGUGUAAAAAAGGCUUACCUUGAAAUUGCAUCAGGAUAUUUGGUUAGAGUGAGGCUGCCACUGAUUACCUGGUCAUCUUCAGAAAGCUAUGACUGUGAAUACAUUUUUAUUUUUGUACUGUAACCACUAAAUUGCUUGUCACCAGUGAACUUUUUAAAUCCGCUGUGGAAGAGGUAUUUUCAUUCUCUGUAUGUUGAAGCAAUGCUUCACUGAACUUAUGUAGCUAAGUUAUAUAAAUUGAGACUGUGGUGUGGUUUGUGUUCAUUGUAAAGGUGACAAUGGUAAUUGGUAUAUCAUCCCCACAUUGGAGGAUGUUACAUCCAGGGUGUGCUGCAAUGAUAAGAUAGUGAAAUUCUGUAUUCCAUAUUUUUCAGAUUAAUUAUUGAUAUGUAUUAUGUA